Helicoverpa armigera (cotton bollworm) is the source of this 766-nucleotide messenger RNA. Its product is annotated as apoptosis regulatory protein Siva. NCBI's taxonomy places the organism in Eukaryota, Metazoa, Arthropoda, Insecta, Lepidoptera, Noctuidae. Gene Ontology annotation, biological process: extrinsic apoptotic signaling pathway. Bases 126 to 587 code for a protein of 153 amino acids. The record is from RefSeq and is a predicted model, not a curated record. The transcript has 4 exons. Gene Ontology annotation, molecular function: CD27 receptor binding.
CAAAUGACCUUGUUUACUUGUUUGUCUAAAUGUCUACUACUGCUAUCCAUAUAUGCUAGCUUAUAAUACCAUACCCAACAUCUAAAAAUAGUUAUUUGUUAAAAAAUUUCUUUUGUUUUAACGAAAUGGCGAAAAGAUCAAAUCCAUUUAUCGAAGACUUCGUUCAACAAAGUAAAAUCCACGUGGGCAUGAAACAGUUUAAUAAUAAUGAGGAUAAAUUGAAAAAAGUUUACGAACGAACUUUGUUGCUCCUAUUCAAAGGCGCCAAAAAAUGUCCACCAGUGAUUAUAUCUGAAGAUACAGUGAACACUUCGGAAAAGCAAGGCAAAAUGAAGCAGUUGUUCAUUGGUAAAGACGGUGGACUCAUGCAUUCUGGUAGCAUGAAGUCUUCAUUACAGGUUCAAAGUAUGUCAGGGAUCAAGCAAUGCUCAUGUGGCAGUAAGGACGAGUCCCAGUGUGCCUACUGCGAGGUGAGCCUGUGCUGUGACUGCCAGCACAUGUGCAUCCGUUGCGAGAGACAACACUGCGCCUGCUGCACUAUGAUUGGGUCUGAGGGAGCAGAAGUGUGUGUGUCUUGUUAUAGUUAAUCAAAUAUACUUACUGUAUAGGUGAGUCUAUUACUGUUUCGUGGUGAUCUGUUUUAUUAUAAAGCGCAUAGUUACAAUAUUAAGAGAUAAUAUAAUUUAAGUAAAGAGUGCAGUAGUUUUUAAGCUCAAAAAGGCUGUAAUAUUUAGGAUUAUAAGAAAUAAAACACUAAAUAAGGUAA